AGGAGGGUUAGCCGUUGGGUGUCUUGUUUAAUACAUCAGAUGCUAGCUAACUUUAGCUGUUCCGGAGCUCAAACUUUUAACCUGAGGCUGAAACCUACAGCAAGCUCUCCAGAUAAUCGAAAAUGAAUGUAAUAGAUCAUGUGCGGGAUAUGGCUGCAGCAGGCCUUCACUCUAAUGUCCGAAUAGUGAGCAGUUUGUUGCUGACGAUGAGCAACAACAAUCCAGAGUUGUUCUCGCCGGCUCAGAAGUACCAGCUGCUGGUUUACCAUGCUGAUGCUAUCUUCCAUGAUAAAGAGUAUCGCAAUGCUGCCUGCAAAUACAGCAUGGCUCUGCAGCAGAAGAAGGUGCUCAGCAAAACGUCAAAAGUUCGCACUUCUGCUGGUGGAGCCGCUUCUACCAUACAGGCACAGAGUUUGCCUUCAGAAAUUGAGGUAAAGUACAAAAUAGCUGAAUGCUACACCAUCCUGAAACUGGAUAAAGAUGCCAUUGCAGUGCUCGAUGGGAUUCCAUCCAGACAAAGGACUCCAAAGAUCAACAUGAUGCUAGCUAACCUGUACAGGAAAGCUGGACAGGAACGGUCUGCUGUGACGAGCUACAAAGAGGUCCUCAGACAGUGUCCCCUUGCCUUGGAUGCAAUCAUUGGCCUUCUCUCUCUGUCAGUGAAAGGAGCUGAGGUGGCAUCCAUGACUAUGGAUGCGAUUCAGAGUAUCCCCAACCUUGACUGGCUCUCUGUUUGGAUCAAAGCGUAUGCCUUCAUUCAUGCAGGAGACAAUCAAAGGGCUAUUAACACCAUUUGCUCUUUGGAGAAGAAGUCUCUUUUGCGGGACAACGUGGAUCUCCUGGUCAGCCUGGCAGAUGUUUAUUUCAGGGCAGGUGACACCAAAAAUGCAAUUCUCAAAUUUGAACAAGCCCAGAUGCUGGACCCUUACCUCAUCAAAGGAAUGGAUGUUUAUGGCUACCUGAUGGCCCGUGAGGGACACCUGGAGGAUGUUGAAGUCUUGGGAGGUCGAUUAUUCAAUAUAUCUGACCAGCAUGCUGAACCGUGGGUGAUCUCUGGUUGUCACAGUUUUUAUAGCAAGCGUUACUCCCGGGCUCUCUACCUGGGGGCCAAGGCCAUCCAGCUGAACAGCAAUAGUGUGCAGGCACUCCUGCUGAAGGGGGCAGCGCUGAGAAACAUGGGACGGGUUCAGGAGGCCAUCAUUCAUUUCAGAGAGGCCAUGCGUUUGGCACCCUGCCGCCUUGACUGCUAUGAAGGCCUGAUCGACUGUUAUCUGGCAUCCAAUGGGAUUCGUGAGGCUAUGGGGAUGGCUAACAACAUCUAUAAGACUUUAGGAGCCAAUGCGCAGACUCUGACCAUCCUUGCCACAGUGUGUCUGGAAGACCCGGUGACUCAGGAGAAAGCUAAAACCCUUCUAGACAAAGCUCUGGCCCAGAGGCCUGACUACACCAAGGCUGUGGUCAAGAAGGCUGAACUCCUCAGCCGGGAACAGAAAUAUGAAGAAGGGAUCGCUCUCCUGCGGAAUGCCUUGGCCAAUCAAAGUGACUGUGUCCUGCACAGGAUGCUGGGAGAUUUCCUGGUGGCUGUCAAUGAUUACCAAGAAGCCAUGGACCAGUACAGUAUAGCGUUAAGCCUGGAUCCCAAUGACCAGAAAUCGCUAGAAGGUAUGCAGAAGAUGGAGAAGGAGGAAAGCCCCACAGACGCCACAGUGGAGCUGGAGGGCGAUGACAUGGAGGGCAGCGGAGAGGACGGCGAUCUUGAGGGCAGCGACAGUGAGGCAGCUCAGUGGGCUGAUCAGGAACAGUGGUUUGGUAUGCAGUGACUCCGGACGACUGGCGGACGCUCUGUCAGUAUCACGCGGCAGCCCACGGGAAGCAUUCAGCCAUGAGGGCCGCCAAACAGAACAAGACCGAAGUAGUUGUACCGCAUGUUUAAUCUCACGUGAUCAGAGGUUGUUGCCAAGUGAUGUUACCAAAUUUAAAGACAACACAGUUGGGCAUGAAAUUCAAGAAUUAGUCUUUGUACCACUGGAUGAACUGAUGCUCGACGUUGCAGUACAGCUACAGGAAGACACGAGAGCUUUUAUUAAGAUGCAGAACUCCAGUCAUUUUUGGCCUAAUGCUGUUUCCCAUCAUUCUGACGAUCUUGACAGCUUCACUCUGAGGUUACCGCGAGCCUCGUAAAACUAGGAGAGACCCAAAGUUCCUAAUUAAAUUAUCUUGUAUAUUUCUCCACACUUACUGCCUGCCAGGCUGUGCAAAAUACACCACAAAGCCAUGUUUAAAAAAAAAAGAACAUCUGUGUAUUUGAAAUUGCAUUUGAUUCCUCCUUUUAUCCUGCAUUCAGGGGUUGUUCCCAGGAAAGAUGGAUGCAAGUAAAUAAUCAGCUGAUGGUUUGCCAGGAAACUGAGAUUAAGUUAAAAAAAAAAAAAAAUGACUGGAGUUAAUUGGGACUUUUUUUCUUUUUUUGGACACACAUUUACCACAAAGGAGGUGCUGGGUGGGUGUCGAAAGUGUCACAAUAAAGGUCACAAAUAUACCAGAAAAGUGACAGUAAAUUUCUGCUGCUUUUUAAAACAUAUUGAAUGAAUUUGUGAAAACUUGAUUUUGUGUCAUGUAAUAUACCUGGUGUGUGCAUGUGUGCGCGCGUGUUGUCCAUUAGCUCUUCGUUCUGUAUAAAAAAAAAAAAAAAACGUAACUUGGGACGUUUUACUUUAUCAUUUCAAAACAAAUCUUUAUAGUAUUUUGUACAUAUUUUUAAAAUGUAUAAUAAAAUAAUGAAACGCUCACUUGACAUGCAUGUAGCGUUUUGGCCGGUCCUGUAUUCAUAAAGGGUCGCCACCGCAGGUAGCUCGACAUAUUUGUUCUGGCAGAGUUUUGUACCAGAUGCCUUCAUGACAACAUCCAAGUGAUUUGUGUUGCCUCCUACUUGACAUGCACGUAGCUGUUUCUAAAGUCAUCCAAUAAUUCUGAACAUAAGUACAAAUCUUUUUAAAACUCCACUUGAUUAUAACUUCUUACUGGGUGACACACGAGCAUUUAAGCUGAUUACUCCCCACAAAAAGCAGCCUGAAGUCAGGCUGAACUGAGGCAAAAAAGAAUUUGCCAGAAUGCAUCUGGCAUUUACUAUGUGAUGUUAAAAUUUCCCAGAGGCCCCUCAGACCCCUGUUUUGUGUCACCAUAGCCAUGGUUUCCUAAAAAUGAUCCUCAAGCACAGAUCUGUGACAUCUCUGGCACUAAUCUUGCUGAAAAAGCAUAUCAGCUUUUUAUUUAUUUAUUUGUAAUCAGUGCCUUAAUCCACCGUUCAGUGUGAGGAGUGAGGUGCAAUCAUGGCUCAAACGUGAGCAUUCAUGGACCCACAAUUAAGACUGAG
Archocentrus centrarchus (flier cichlid) is the source of this 3370-nucleotide messenger RNA. It is a transcript of the gene anapc7, whose product is annotated as anaphase promoting complex subunit 7. NCBI's taxonomy places the organism in Eukaryota, Metazoa, Chordata, Actinopteri, Cichliformes, Cichlidae. Bases 123 to 1820 code for a protein of 565 amino acids. Gene Ontology annotation, biological process: positive regulation of mitotic metaphase/anaphase transition; protein ubiquitination; cell division. Gene Ontology annotation, molecular function: protein binding. The transcript has 11 exons. The record is from RefSeq and is a predicted model, not a curated record. Gene Ontology annotation, cellular component: anaphase-promoting complex.